Molecule: messenger RNA, 1995 nt
Organism: Harpia harpyja (harpy eagle)
Lineage: Eukaryota; Metazoa; Chordata; Aves; Accipitriformes; Accipitridae
Gene: EIF3J
Product: eukaryotic translation initiation factor 3 subunit J
Cellular component (GO): cytoplasm; eukaryotic translation initiation factor 3 complex
Molecular function (GO): translation initiation factor activity
Source: RefSeq, a predicted model, not a curated record
GCACCGCGCCUGCGGGGCCUGGGGCGGUGGAGGAUGAAGGACGAGGGCGGCCCCGCUCCCUUUCCUCAGCCCGCCCGUGAAGGAUCGGCAUCGGCAUCGGCCUCAGGCCCGCCGCUCCCUCUCAGCCCUCCCGUCAUGGCGACGCGCACCGCCCGCCGGUGGGCGGGGACUCGAGGGGAGAGGGGGGGGAGAGCGCGCUGUCGGCGGGCAGUCCGCCGUCGUCCCGGCGUGCCGCGCUGGCUGGAGCCGCUCUGGCGCGGUUGCCUCACCGUGCCUGCUGCGAGCGCCGGCGGUCGCGGCUCGGCGGGGAAGAUGGCGGCGGAGGCGGCGGAUUCGUGGGACGCCGACAGCUUCGAGGUGGUGGAGCCGGUGGCGAAGCGGCUGGUGCCGGGAGUGGCCGGAGACCGCUGGGCCGGCGAGGAUGAGGAGGACGACGUGAAGGAUAACUGGGAUGAUGAGGAGGAAGAGGAGGAAGUAAAGGAGACGGAGAUAAAACAAGAACCAAAAGUUUCAGAAAAAAAGAAAAUAGCAGAAAAAAUAAAAGAAAAAGAAAAGCUACAGAAGAAAAAGCAAGAGGAGCUUAAAAAAAGGUUAGAGGCACCAGAGGAACACAAAGAACUUACCCCAGAAGAACAGUUAGCAGACAAACUACGACUAAAGAAGUUACAAGAGGAGUCAGACCUUGAAUUAGCAAAAGAAACAUUUGGUGUAAAUAACACUUGUGGAAUAGAUGCCAUGAAUCCCUCUUCAAAAGAUGACUUUACGGAAUUUGGCAAACUACUAAAAGAGAAAAUCACACAGUAUGAAAAAUCAUUACAUUAUGCCAGUUUUUUGGAAGCAUUAGUUCGAGACGUAUGUAUCUCAUUGGAAAUUGAUGAUUUGAAAAAGAUCACAAAUACUUUGACAGUACUAUGCAGUGAAAAACAAAAACAAGAAAAGCAGAAUAAAGCCAAAAAGAAGAAAAAAGGUGUUGUGCCUGGAGGUGGUUUAAAGGCUACUAUGAAAGAUGACCUGGCUGAUUAUGGAGGAUACGAUGGAGAAUAUGUACAAGACUUUGAAGACUUCAUGUGACACUUAUCUCCCCUUCUAUUGUCUUUCUGUUGCCCAUAAUCCCUUAAACAUGUAGCACAACUUUUCUUCCUUUCAAUUCUGCCAAAUGCUACAAUCAAAAUUGCAGUAUCUCUGUGCUGGUGAUUUAACUCCUGACGGGUCCAUGCUAAAGCACUGGGCUUCCUGUUCUGUGGUCAGGGGUUAGAAUGAAGACAUUUAAAAGCUAUGUAAAUUGCAGUUAAAAAACCCAAAAUUCUGAUAAUGGUAACUGUUGCUAUUUGAUUUUAUAGUAACAGCCACUAAAUUGGAAAGAAAUUUCAACAAGGCAAAGUAUUAUUACCAGCACAGUUCAGUGACAUGGCCUUAACUGUACCUCCUUGAAUGACUUGUUUGAUGAACAAAAGCAGUUUGCAGCAAGGGCAUGGUGUGCACUUAGUAUUACAAUUGCUUUGUCUUAAGUUAGAGCUUGAGGUUUUCAGUAUAUUGUGAUGGGGAACUGCUGACUUCAGAGUGAGGAUACUGUACCUGGGAAUGCAUCACUUGAGAUAGAUACCCACUACGUCAAUGCUUGACAUCUGAACAGAACACUUGGUGGGUCAGAACAAGGACAGAGUUGCUUAUUUGAAAAAAACAACUUGUGUCUUGAGUAUGAAGUUUAGUUUCCAUUCAUCUAAAUUUCUACUAAUGCAGCUGUAUGGGUUGGGUAUUCUUUAACUGUUAAUUGCCUGGUUUAAGUGUAAAAAACCAAGACUUCCUUUUGGGCUCUCAUGGGUUGUGGUAGACUUUUCACGACUCAGCCAUUUUCUUUCAUUUAAAAAAAAAAAAAACUUGCUUAGCAAACUGCAACAGUUACUACAGUUGGGCAAAUUGUUAUGUUAACAAUUAUGACAUCUGCAAUGUUUUAUAAAGCAACUAAUUUAAUAAAAAUCACUAUUGAGGACUUCA